Messenger RNA from Parnassius mnemosyne (clouded apollo), 756 nucleotides. NCBI's taxonomy places the organism in Eukaryota, Metazoa, Arthropoda, Insecta, Lepidoptera, Papilionidae. The record is from the annotation of a GenBank genome assembly.
AUGAUCAGUUUUACAGUUGGUAUAUUUUAUUUUAUAGUGCUAUUAAAUCAAAUUAAAGGAGACAGUGAAAAGGCUGAUCGGUUCAUAAUCGCUUGUCAUACAACGGACUUCGAAUGCUUCAAACGGCAGUAUCGGUCUCUCAGAGACACCGUGCUGUUAGGCAGCUUACAUUUUGCAAUAGAUUACUACAAGCCGUACUUGUUCAAAUAUGGUGACAGUGGAACUUGUAUCAAGCUUACGGGAUUGGAAGAGAGCGAGCUGGUUGGGAUCAGCAUGGACGGCGACAGCAAGGAGUACCUCCUGACCUUAGAACUGCCUUUCCGUAUCCAGCAAGUGAACAAUAAGACCGAUAUUUGCAUGAAGCCUGAUGUUGCAUUCAUAAAUAUCGAGCCACAUGUUGGUCCGUAUAGGAGCUUUGAUGGCAAUGCAACAAUCAAAGCAACCUUCCCUUACGAGCUACGAAAGAGAAAGGGCGACAUGUACCUGCUCCUGAAGGAGGAAGAUCUGGACGUGAUAUUGGAUAUACCAGACUUGAGACCGCCUGUGAGGAGCAUUGAAUCUGAAGGACACAACUUGGAGAUAUCAGAGUGGGCGUACGAGGUGGUGGAGCAUAUUGACGCGGCGAAGUACUUCGCUCUCCCCUACACAACCAACAUACGCCAGUUCACGUCCACUGUACCACUGCACAAAUAUCUCCUGCUCUACCCCGAAGAAGAAUACGCGGAUUUAAAAUUUGCCUUCUACGAUUCGCCAUAA